GUCUCUAUAGGCAUCACAUUUCAAAAUGAAGUGUAUUUCAGAUUCAAGUGCCUUGGAGGCACAAAAGAUGGGAACCCUUUCUUCCCAAAUUUCUUUUGACAUCUUCCAAAUGGAGUACGUAUGUGGCGGCACAUAGGUGAAGAAAAAUUUCUGCAUUGGAUUACCUAGAGCGUCGUGAGUUGAAUUUUGCAGAUAGCUAAUGCCAUUACUGAUAUAUGGCCGGGAAGCAAGUGUGUAACAGUUUUCUUCUUGUCGGUAAGCCCUAUUUCACAGUUUUGCAUCGCAACAAAAACCCACGGUGCAGAUUCCAACCUCAUCCGGUAGGCAUAAAUGCCAUUGAAGCAAUCAGCAAUGCUGCAGAUGCAUCCUCCAUUAUUGGACAAGCUGUGACGCAUGUUACUUCAAACUACACAUGCCAAGGUAAGUCCUCUGGACCCUCUUAUGGUAAGAAUUUUCAUGUUAGUAGAAUUAGAGUUGGGAGUGAAGGGAUAGGGAUUUCUGAAGGCGGGUUUUUGAAAAUAGAGGUUUUCUCAAGUGGUCUUAUAAAAUCGAGGGGUUUGGCAAGUGGGUUUGUAAAAUCAGGGAAUUUGCCAGGUGAGUUUUCAAAAUAUAGUACUUUGGGAGGUGGGUUGCAGAAAUCAGAAACUGAUCCUAAAGGGAUUGACGAGUUCCUAUUUCGGUAUUAUUAUUACAGAAAGAAGAUACCUGCCAGCUCUGUAACUAGAGAUAAAAAUUUACUCAAGAAAAGCCCACCAAUAGUCCCGACUAUACAGUGUGACCAAGUGAGAGACCUUCUCCAAAAUGAAAACUGGUAUGCCAAAUUAAAUGAGUUAUUCAAGGACUUGGAUGUUAUUUUGACACCUCAAUAUGUAUGCAGAGUACUGAAAUCUUUAGAAGAUCCUAUGAAAGCUCUAAAAUUCUUCAUUUGGGUUGAUUGGCAAGACAGAUAUCCGCAUCACAGUUUGCCUGUAUUGAAGCUUUUGACCCAUAUUCUUGUUCAAAGAGGGCCAUGUGUUUUGUCCACUGGGUUUCUUAUAGAAAUUAAAAAUGCAGGUUGUGGGCUCACAGAGGAUAGUUUCUGUGCCUUGAUAGAGAGUUGGGGUAAAUUAGGGCUUGGAAAGUAUGCUACUGAAGUAUUUGGCCAAAUGGAUUACUUGGGUUUCAUUCCAACCACACGAAUAUAUAAUUUCGUUAUUGCAGCCCUUGUGAAAUCUAAAUAUCUUGAUCUUGCCUAUUUAAAGUUUGAGCAAAUGUCUGUUGCACGUUGCAUCCCAGAUACACUUACAUACAAUCUUCUGAUACACGGAGUAUGCAAGACUGGUAUUAUGGAAGAAGCUUUCAGGCUUUUGAAGAAAAUGGAGAGUGUGGCCUGCUUUCCUAAUGUUUUUACAUAUACGACAAUAAUUGAUGGACUCUGCAAGACGAGAAGACCAGAUAGGGCUGUCCAAAUUUUGGAGGAAAUGAGGAAAAAGAAUUGUGUUCCUACUGAAGCAACUUAUAGAUCAUUAAUUCAUGGUGUUUUCAAAAACAGCGAGGGCCCAGUAGCAUAUGAGUUUAUAGAGAAAUGGAUGGAAAGAGAAUCUAUUUUAAAUGAAAAUGUUUGCAGUACAGUCUUGUAUUGCCUCUCCAAAAUGGACAUGGCAGAAGAGGCUUGUGAGUUUCUCGAAAAGAUGAGAAAAAAGGGUUACUUCCCUAAUAUUCCAACAUUGAAUGUUGUUAUGGCAUGUCUUUGCAGAGGAUCAAAUUUUGAUUAUGCAUCUAAGCUUUUGGGUGAACUUCAUACAAGAGGUCGAGUACCAGAAAUUACUGUUUACACUAAGCUUAUUUGUGGCCUCUAUAAUGCAGGUAAGGUAGGAGAUGCUGAAAGGCAACUGAAUCAGAUGCUUGGCCGCUGUCUUAUUUCUGAUUUAUAUACGUACAAUAUAUUGAUUGAUUGCUUUGUCAAGUUGGCAAUGAUGCAUAGAGCUUCAAAUCUUUUCAAUGAAAUGUUGGAAAAGGGUCACAUUCCUAAUCUUGUAACAUUUAACACUCUAAUCAGUGGAUAUAGUAAGUCAGGUGAUGUCAUCAAGGCUCGUGAGUACUUGAAUUUACUUUUACAAAAUGGGUUAUACCCCGAUGUUUUUACUUUUGCUUCUAUGGUUGAUGGUCUAUGUAGAAAUAAUUUGACACUUGAAGCACUCAAGUGCUUUGAUGAGAUGAUUCAGUGGGGUGUAAGCCCUAAUGCAGUCACUUAUAAUAGUCUAAUCCAUGGCCUAUGCAAAACUGGUGAAGUUAGCCUGGCUUUUGUUUUUUACAAGCAGAUGAAAGAAAAGAGGAUUCCUCCAGAUGUUUAUUCUUUUAAUGCUCUGAUUUUGGGUCUCUGUAAAAUGGGGAGACUAGAUAGUGCACAAAAUCUCUGCCAAUAUAUGUUGAAGUGUGGGGAAAAGGCUGACCAAUAUACAUAUAACAUUUUCCUUAAGGUACUAUGUGAUGGAGGAAGAGUAGAUGAAGCUAAACAAUUAGUGCUUGCAAUGGAAGAGAAUGGUUGUGCUCCUAAUUCUAUGACUUACUUUUUACUUAUAAAAUCUCUUUCCUCUAAUGGUUUCUCAGAAGAGGCACGCCAACUUCAGGAGCAGGCUCUUUGCAAAGGAAUUGUACCAAUGAAAGUUGCAAAUAAGUUUAAGGGCGUCAAUGGCUGAGUAUUUUGGAUGCUUGUUUUUGGAUGGCUUGAGAUGGAAAAGUUCUUGAGUAACCCACACAUUGUUCCCUUCAGAGCUUGCACUCGUGUUGUUCAAGACAUUGACAGUUUGAAUCUGCUAUGCAAGCUACGAGGUGCUGCUGUGGGAUUUUUCUAUGGAAAAUUCCUAGCAUAUCAUGAAGAAAAUUAUGGUCCAUACUUUAUGCAUCAAAAACAGGGGAAUAAUCCAUUGCUAAAAUUCAAAUUGCAGCAGGAGAUGCAGUAACUUAUGCAGUUGGAUCAAUCCACCGCAUCUUGGGAAAGUAAUGACUGUUCCUAGUAUUUGGUACUCUUUCUGGAAAUAAUCUGUACAAAUAAUUGUUUUUGGUUGACCCUUUUUGGGAUUCAAAAACAAAAAGAGCUACAGCACCAGCAACCAGUUUCCUUUGACAACCUUUGAAAUAAUUGGACUUUCUUGACAACAAAUGCUUUCAGCAAGGCUGGCUCAAUUGGUUUACUAUUUUUUUUCAUGACCAGCCAUAGUUUCUUUGGAUUGCUUAGCAAGUUCCCAGUGAUGUUGCUAUAAUUAAUCAAAAUCAGAUUAAAGGGGUUAUACUA
Cryptomeria japonica (Japanese cedar) is the source of this 3274-nucleotide messenger RNA. Its product is annotated as putative pentatricopeptide repeat-containing protein At3g16890, mitochondrial. Bases 216 to 2678 code for a protein of 820 amino acids. The transcript is spliced from 3 exons. The record is from RefSeq and is a predicted model, not a curated record. NCBI's taxonomy places the organism in Eukaryota, Viridiplantae, Streptophyta, Pinopsida, Cupressales, Cupressaceae. Gene Ontology annotation, molecular function: protein binding.